This is a messenger RNA of Lycium barbarum (goji berry), 732 nucleotides long. RefSeq lists its product as uncharacterized. NCBI's taxonomy places the organism in Eukaryota, Viridiplantae, Streptophyta, Magnoliopsida, Solanales, Solanaceae. The transcript has a single exon. Bases 1 to 732 code for a protein of 243 amino acids. The record is from RefSeq and is a predicted model, not a curated record.
AUGGGAACAACUGAAUCAUCUGGCUCACAAAUUAGUAAACUAUGGUCGUUGUGGGGUGACUUUAAUGUUAUGCUUAAUACUAAGGACUGGAAGAAUGGCUCAUCAGUAACUAGGGGAGAAGUGAAAGAUUUUGCAGAAUGUGUGCAAGACCUAAUGUUGAAUGAGUUGAAUUGGAGAGGAGACUACUACACAUGGUCUAACAAACAACAAGGAGGGGAUAGAGUGUAUAGUAGAUUUGAUAGAGCUUUAAGGAAUGAUGACUGGAUGAUGCAAUUUGGCCAUUUGGUUCUGGAUUAUCAGCUCCCUUUUAUCUCGGAUCACUCUCCUAUGCUAUUGUCAAUGAGGAGUAAUACAUUACGAGUUAUAACACCUUUUAGGUUCUCUAACAUCUGGGCACAACACGAUCAAUUUUUACCACUAGUUGAAGCUAGCUGGACAGAUCAAACGAGUAAGAAUAAAAUGAACAAUGUUUGGUUGAAGAACCUGAGACAUGUCUUGAAGCAGUUGAACACUACUGAAUUCGGGGUCUCAGAAAGAAUAGCUCUCAUCAGAAGUGAGCUUCAAGAUGUUCAAAGUGCACUAGUUGAUCAUUACUCAGAUGCACUUGCUGAUGCUGAAAAACAAUUGGUGCAACAACUUGAGAAAUGGUCAUUAAUUGAGGAGAGAAUUUUCCAGCAAAAGUCUAGAGCUAUGUGGAUCGGAUUGGGAGAUUUUAAUACUAAAUACUUCUAG